Molecule: messenger RNA, 3170 nt
Organism: Zootermopsis nevadensis
Lineage: Eukaryota; Metazoa; Arthropoda; Insecta; Blattodea; Termopsidae
Product: ras-related protein Rac1
Biological process (GO): small GTPase-mediated signal transduction
Molecular function (GO): GTPase activity; GTP binding
Source: RefSeq, a predicted model, not a curated record
GUGUGUGUGAAAUGGCCUUGAGUUUGACUUCGAUGGCUUACCUCCAUAUUUACCUCCCCGCCCAUUGACGCUUAUUUCCUGCAAGGAGGAAGGUGGACGUGUCGUUUGUUGUGAAAAAUGCAAGCAAUUAAAUGUGUUGUAGUAGGAGAUGGUGCGGUUGGUAAGACAUGUUUGCUGAUAAGCUACACCACAAACGCCUUCCCAGGAGAGUACAUCCCAACAGUAUUUGACAAUUACUCGGCAAAUGUUAUGGUAGAUGGCAAACCGAUCAACUUAGGGUUAUGGGACACGGCAGGACAGGAAGAUUAUGACAGGUUGCGUCCGUUAUCUUACCCGCAGACUGAUGUGUUCCUCAUUUGUUUCUCACUAGUGAACCCUGCAUCGUUUGAGAAUGUAAGAGCAAAGUGGUAUCCUGAGGUGCGACAUCAUUGUCCGAGUACCCCCAUCAUUCUUGUUGGCACUAAACUGGACCUGAGAGAAGACAAGGAAACCAUUGAGAAGCUGAAGGACAAGAAGCUGGCCCCAAUCACAUACCCUCAGGGUCUGGCCAUGGCAAAGGAGAUCGGCGCUGUUAAGUACCUAGAAUGCAGUGCGCUAACUCAGAAAGGCCUGAAGACGGUGUUCGAUGAAGCAAUUCGGGCGGUCCUGUGCCCCGUCCUGCAAGUGAAACCGAAGCGGAAAUGCGUCUUGCUGUAGACUGUGGCGUAUAAUACCGAACGAUUGUUUGAAUUUAAAGCCACCUUGGAAGUGGAAGUCAGCCUUAUGUAGGCGUAGUGCCAGUGGAUGGGGUUCAAUGGGUCCAUGUCGUGUGGUUACAGAUCCAACUUAAUGUUUCUGUUGGAUUCUGUUCACCUCUUUCUUAUAAAGAGGUUUGCUGAUUAACAGAUUUUUACCUUAAAUGUUCUUCCAGUGAAAUUUAUUUAACAAUGUUUAUCAGGAUGGAGCUGUGCACUGCUUCUAACAGAAAUAGAGCAUUGACUUUUAUAGCGGUUCUCUACGAGAGUUGUAAUGAUGUACUGGAGUCCUGCGUGAACGACUCGCUUAUUUUCAUUACGAUAUCUGUGCGUGUAAUUGAAAGCGUACUCUGUCUUCACAAAUAUUUUUCCACAUAACCUUUCAUUUUUGUACCUUUCCUCUGAAGGGAGUCCUGUUAUUGUUUCAGCUUUUUAGUUGCCUUGUCAUAUACACACACACGUCUUUUCUGGUAUCAGCAGUUUAUAUAAAUUGGAAAUUAGUCUUUGAUAAUCUUGUUUGCUUUUAGCCUGCACUUAAUAGAAAAGAUGUGUAUAUGAUGACAAUAUAAGCUUCAUGCCCAAUUUAAUUUUACAAGAGCUCAAAAUUUUACGCUGUCUUGCAUUUAUAGGACAAUGGUAAUUAUACGUAGACUACCACACGCUUUAACGUUAAGUAAUGCAGAAUUUCAGUUACAAAGUUUGCUUGUGGCAUUCGUUUCUUUCAGAAUAAAUUUGUUGUUUCCCUUACAGAUCAGAUGCAGUAUGUUUUCUUGCAGAUUACAACUGACUUAAAAAUCUUAUCUUCAUCAGUUUUUACCCCCAUAGAGUUGCGUUUUACAUGCUGCAUUGAAAAAUCAUGCACAUUGCUAGAAAACUUGACUUAAGAUAUAUUUGUGACCUGGAAGUACAAAAAUUGCUGAGUAUCUAUGCAUGAUUUGUCAGUAGCAGUGUAAUUGUGGUCUGGGAUGGUUUCCCAUUGUCCUCGUUGUGAUAUGCUGGCAGUAGUGAAUAAAAAGUACCCACUGAGUGAUUGGAACGGAUGGUAAAGGUUUUGUUCCUGCGUGUAUGUCGUAAGAUUGAGUCGGUACCUGCCUCAGUUUGUUCAGUUUUGUGUUCUGUUCUGCUAAGGGAAGGAACAGUGUAAUUUACAUUUGCAAAAAAAAAAAAUGUUUUUCAACUGCACCGUAGAAGUUUUACUUAAAGAUUGAAACUGCAGCGUGUCAACUAUGAAUUUAUUCUGCCUUGGUUUGAUUGGUUUUCUAACCACUCUUAUAUCAGCUCCUUCGUUGAAUUUCUUACGGCUUCGAUGCUGUGAAUGAGUUUUUGUACUCGGGAAUUCCAGCCACUUCUAUUGUGAACACCUUUGAGGUUAACACUCUGAGUAAGAAGAAAAGCAUUUUUUGAUAAAUAAAAUUCGGUAUGGAAAGAAUUAAUGUCUGAUGGUCUUAUAAGUUCAGAACUUUCCUACAUCUGACUGAAACUUCAGACCAGUCUAAAUUGUCUUGUAGGCACGUUUUGGAAUUCGUAUUGAGCAUGGAUCCUACAGAACAUUUUUUGUUAGUGAGAAGUUCUGUUUCAUGGCUUUAUGUUGUAAUGUUACGUUCAUAUUAAUUUUGGAAAAUGUUUGUCAAUCAAGCAUUAAUUUCAUUAGGAUAAUAGGAUUUUUAUGGUGAUAAAAUUAUGUAAAUCAUAUCUCCCAUCAGCUGACUGUGUUCGGUUCCUGAUAUUGACAUUGUUUUAAAAUCGUAUUAAAUUGAAAAAGCUAAGUGUUCAGAGAAUAGCAGGACGAGUUACUUCUUGUUGCAGCUGAACCCAAAUUGGGGGGGGGGGGGGGGGGGGGUCCCCCCCCACAAAGCAUAUCAUAUGUACAGUGUGCCCUGUAAGCGCCAGUCUUGCCUCAUUUCAGCAUUUGUUGGACAGUGAGUUACUAAUUUUGGCAUAUAAAAAAUAACUUUGUAUUACAAAGAGCUAGUGAGAAGUCGAUUGCUUGAGGCUUCGUUAGCUUUUUAUUGUAACUGUGCAGGAUUUCUCCUUUUUUUCUUUCCCAACAUAAACUGAAUCAAAUAUUUUGUUAUGCUAAUGCUUGUGUCUGAUCAUGUAAAUAAUUUUUUACUGUAAAUGAAAAAUAUUUUGAUCGUGAGUAAAUGUUAUGGGGUAUAACUUAAGUUGUAGUUUUCUAAUGGCUAUUACUAUAUUGUGAACUUAUAGGCAUAUUGAUCCUUGAUCAUAAUCCCUUUUAAAUGUUCAGAGUAGAUUGUUGUUAUGGCAGAAUCUGUUAUGUAGCUGAAGUGAGAUGUUUUAGACUGGUGGUGGUUUAACUGUUAAUAUGAUGUCUGUUCUGUAUUAAAACUACCUGAAAUGAAAAAGUGUGUGUUAUGUAGUUGAUGUUGAUGUCUGUGCCCAUAGAUUGUUUAUAAAAAAGUGUUUGCUUCUUCA